AUUUCUCAUACAGUAUCAUAGGUUAUGAAUAUUAUGAUUAAUUAAUUGUAAUGCUACCAAGUACCAAGUGACAUUUUUUGGUUAUGUUGAAUGACAUAGUGACUUUUAAUGUGAUAUUUUGAAAAAGUCAGAAAACCAAAAUUGGUAACUCACGAAGUUCAAACCGUAACAUGGAAGAGGAGGAAGAGAUUGAGGAGGAAGUCCAGUACGAAAGUUUAUAUGAUGAUAAUGAUGAACCUGACCUUUCUGUAGUCCUUGCGUUACUAUUACGCAGUGGCCAAGUUCGUCUCAGUCAAGGUGUUAUAAAUCGAUUUGGUGAAGGCUCUGAUGAAGAUGACGAAGACGCCAGUGAAAAUCAAGCAGGUUUAGAAGAGCCUGACACUAUUAAAGAAAGCGAUUUAACACAAGAUGUCCUUCUUCAUACUGGAAGACUAGCAAACACUAAAGCAAAUUCCAAAGAAAGUAUUGUAAAAUCAGUUUGGAAACGAGAACUUAGUUGUUGUGGGGCCAAGAGAAAAAAUGUUUUCACUGCUGGUUGCCAAACUGCUAUUUGUUCACAUCAAAUUCCCAAUACAGUUGUUAACUCGGUAUCUCUAAGAGAAAAGGUUUUUUGUGGUAUCUAUUCUGAAGAUGGAAACACUUUCCUAUCAGCUUGUCAAGAUAGUCAUUUAAGAGUGUAUGAUGCAAAUAGAUUUGAUGAUGUAUCGCGAACUUGUAAGCCAUUUAAGAAUAUACCUGCACUUGAUAUAGGGUGGAGCAUUCUUGAUGUAGCUUUCAGUCCUGAUGCACUUUACCUUGCUUAUACUACAUGGUCCAGUGUUCUGCAUAUUGCAUCAAUAUAUGAUAACGAAGAUGUAAAUUUAUCCUCCCACCACGCAAUGGACCUAAGACCAGAGAAUUAUAACUUUGCUGCAUUUUCAUUGCAGUUUUCUGCCGACAAUAAUGAAGUACUAUGUGGUGGAAAUGAUGGCCAUUUGUAUAUAUAUGAUCGGAAUAGAAAUUCUAGAACUUCUCGAAUAUAUGCUCAUGAAGAUGAUAUUAAUGCAAUCCGUUUUGCGGAUAAAGGAUCCCAGAUAUUGUAUUCUGGGGGAGAUGAUGGACUUGUUAAUGUUUGGGAUAGGAGGAUGUUGCAUGAGAAUAGUCCACAAAAAGUUGGCUCAUUUGCUGGCCAUGUGGAUGGAAUUACCUUCAUUGAUUCAAAAGACGAUUCAAGAUAUCUUCUUUCAAACAGUAAAGAUCAGACUAUAAAAGUUUGGGACGUUAGGAAGUUUUCAUCAGCAGGUGCCCAGGAAGCAGUCAAAGUGGCGGUUGCGCGACAAGCCUGGGAUUAUCGCUGGCAACAGGUUCCACGGCGGCAGCGUAACAGAAAAAAGACUGUAGCUGGGGAUACUUCAAUAAAAACAUAUCAUGGACAUGAAGUCACAAAUACUCUUAUUAGAGCUAGGUUUUCUCCUAUGCAUACAACAGGUCAAAGGUAUAUUUACACUGGGUGUUCAAAAGGAAAUGUCGUCAUUUAUGACAUUUUAACAGGAGAGAUUGUAUCAAAAAUAAAGAGACAUAAGCACUGUGUGAGAGAUGUGUCAUGGCAUCCUUAUGAACCAAAAUUGGUAUCAACUUCAUGGGAUGGGACUUUUAGUGUAUGGAGUCAUGAAACAGAAGCGGGUGAUGUUGAAAUGGACAUAUCAAAACCAAGCAGAAAACGUCGCUUGGGUGGCAAAGAUUGUGAUGAAGAAGAUGGUCAUUCCUAUGGAUUGAGAAGAAGUCCACGCUUGGCAAGAGCUAACUAUACAAGUACUUGAGCAGCUUAUUUAGAGAAAUAGUUAUGCAACUAACUAUGUUCCAGUCUCCUGUGGUACGAACUGUUGAGAUUUUGUGAAAAAAUAAACGAAAGCUCAAUUCAACUGAUUUUAUUAAAAAGAAAAUUUUUCACUUUCACAGGUAAUUCCAAUUCAUUUAGGGAUAUUCUUAACCAAAUCGAGAUCUGCUUACUGGGAAUGGUAAAGUGGUAUAUAUUAUUCGAACCAAAUUUGAAAUUCCCAGAUAUUAUUCUCUCAUUUCUCUGUUAUAUCUUGCAUGUAGUAAAAUUACCAUUUGAAUAUGCCCAUGGUAGAUAACUACCGGUAAGUUUUAAUGUGUGUCUAUUUUGCAGACAAAAUUUGGUUACUUGAAAAAUAGAAUAGUUCUGGAUUCCACAACUAAUUAGGAGAGCAAAAUGUUUGGAAUGUUCUGUUUCUUGAUAUUAUUCUUCAUAUUAUCAAAAUCAUUCUUCAGAAUAUGCACCAUAAGUCAUUCUCUUUAUAGAAUCUCUAAUCCCAUCAACAAUUAGGGUAAUACAGAAUGUGCCAUUUCAGUCGGAACCUCUUAAUUUGGGACCUUUCUCUUAAAAUUCCAUUCUUACAUUUUUAAUAAUUAUCAUUUAUACAUAAUUGCA
Molecule: messenger RNA, 2431 nt
Organism: Styela clava
Lineage: Eukaryota; Metazoa; Chordata; Ascidiacea; Stolidobranchia; Styelidae
Product: DDB1- and CUL4-associated factor 11-like
Biological process (GO): proteasome-mediated ubiquitin-dependent protein catabolic process
Cellular component (GO): Cul4-RING E3 ubiquitin ligase complex
Molecular function (GO): protein binding
Source: RefSeq, a predicted model, not a curated record